This is a messenger RNA of Amorphotheca resinae ATCC 22711, 1062 nucleotides long. RefSeq lists its product as hypothetical. The transcript is spliced from 5 exons. The record is from RefSeq and is a predicted model, not a curated record. Gene Ontology annotation, cellular component: heterotrimeric G-protein complex. Gene Ontology annotation, biological process: G protein-coupled receptor signaling pathway. Gene Ontology annotation, molecular function: G protein-coupled receptor binding; GTP binding; G-protein beta/gamma-subunit complex binding. Bases 1 to 1062 code for a protein of 353 amino acids. Lineage: Eukaryota; Fungi; Ascomycota; Leotiomycetes; Helotiales; Amorphothecaceae.
AUGUGUUUCGGCGCCAGGGAAGAUGUUGAGGCAAAGAGGAGCCGGGAGAUCGAUGCUAUGAUCCACCGGGACGAGAAGGUGAUGCAGCGCCAGGUGAAGCUGCUGCUGUUAGGUGCUGGAGAGAGCGGCAAAUCAACCAUCUUGAAGCAGAUGCGAUUGAUCUACACCCGGGACGGAUUCUCGAAGAACGAAAAGGAGGAAUGGCGUCUCAUCAUCUUCCAGAAUAUCAUCGAUGGUCUUCGGAGGAUCGUCGAUGCAAUGGAUGAGUUCAAUAUUCCUUUCGAGUUUGAAAAUACAACCGUCCACCUCCCAAUGAUCAUGGAAGACAGAGACCUCCAGCCAUUCGAACCCAUACCACCCCAAUACGCCCGCGCUUUUAAAGAUAUGUGGCGCGAUGGGGGAGUACAGAAGGCAGUCGCGCGGGGGAACGAGUUCGCGCUGAACGAUAACCUGUCCUACUUCUUCGUAGACCUCGACCGAUUGUUCAGCCGAGAUUUCCUCCCUACAGAUCAAGAUGUCUUACGAGCCCGUCUGCGAACGACCGGAAUCACCGAGUCCCAUUUUGAUCUUGGCUCGCUACAAUACCGGAUGUUCGAUGUGGGUGGGCAAAGAUCAGAGCGCAAGAAGUGGAUUCACUGCUUCGAGAAUGUGAACGCGCUAUUAUUCUUGGUGGCAAUCAGCGGGUAUGAUCAAUGUUUGGCAGAAGACAAAGAUGGAAACCAAAUGCAGGAAGCCCUCAUGCUCUGGGAAUCCAUCGCCAACUCACACUGGUUUAAGAACUCCGCCCUCAUCCUCUUCCUGAACAAGAUCGAUCUCUUCAAGCAAAAGGUUGGCCAUGCCCCGAUCACCAAAUUUGGCUUCACGGAUUUCAUGGGCGACACCACAAGCUGGCAACAAACGAGUACCUACUUCAUGAACAAAUUCGUUGCUCUGAAUCGCAAUCCUUCAAGGGAAGUCUACGGUCAUUUCACGAACGCUACAGAUACCUCACUCCUUAAAGUCACCAUGGUCUCCAUUCAAGACAUGCUCAUUCAGCGAAAUCUUCAGCGGCUGAUACUCUAA